AUGUUUACUACUAAGUCCCGUCAUGAGUCAAUAGCAAGCGCCUUUUCAAACUGUAAGCAACAAUCUGAUUUAAAAGCACUGAAAACUGAUCAGUACCCAACUGAAAAUCAUGGGGAAGAAGAUGGAUAUGGGGAAGAAGAAAUUCAAAAUCUCUGCAAAAGGUUUAAGCUUAACAACACCAAAAUAUCAAACUGCUUUCGAGGUUAUGUCGAGGCCAAUUCACCUUCAAGAGUACCAAAAGAUCUCAUUUCGAUGUUGAACUGCACUAAACCGAUUCCAUGUAGUUCGUCAGAAUGUGAACGAAGUUUUAGUCUCAUAAGCGAGAUAAUGACUGAUUUGCGAACUAGAUUCUUAACCAGACAUGUUUCAAGCCUUAUAUUUAUAAAACAGCAUAUACCAAGUAUAAACGAGUGA
Diabrotica balteata is the source of this 414-nucleotide messenger RNA. The record is from the annotation of a GenBank genome assembly. NCBI's taxonomy places the organism in Eukaryota, Metazoa, Arthropoda, Insecta, Coleoptera, Chrysomelidae.